AUGAAUAUUAUCAAAGCAAAACGUGGACACGUGAAAGGUCUUUUGACUCGGGCAGCAUUUUUCGCUGAGAAUUUAGAUGACCGCGUGUCACUUGAGCUUCUGGAAACUCGAUUAGAAUCUCUAAAUGAUGCGUGGAAUAAAUUUGUUGUUUUGACUGACGAACUUUUCGGACACUCGGAUGACAACGACUAUAUAGAUCCCAAUGAUGAUUUUCCCGAAUACGAAAAUAAAUAUUUCACUGCUCAAUCCACGUUUACAAAAGUAAUUCGCGAACGAAAGUCAGCAUCUAUACCUCCCGCUUCACCUGCUACCUCGGAAUCGGUCAUCGAAAAAUUAGCCAACCAACAGGCUUUAUUUCUCAAAAACCUUAAUGAAACAAAAAAAUCCACGUGUUCCAUAGCAUUGCCUAAGCUUUCGAUAUCGGUAUUUUCCGGGGAUUACAAAGAAUGGCCUAGCUUUAGAGAUCAUUUUAUCGGCUCGAUAGACAGUAACUCCGAUAUAUCUCCGACACAAAAAUUUCAUUAUUUAAAAUCGUUUCUACGCGGGGAGCCAGCAAAUCUUAUUCGCGAUAUAAAAGUUUCGGAUGUCAAUUAUGUUGAUGCUUGGGAAAAGUUAGAAAGGCGCUAUGAUCGUCCCAAUUUUAUGAUACAGUCGCAUAUACAAUCGCUUCUUUCAAUUCCAAAUAUCAACGCGUCUAAUAUACAGUCUCUUCGUAAGCUCUCCGAUGCAGCUGAUGAAACCAUUCGUGGUUUAGACUCCUUGGGAGCCACGUGGCGUGAUCCUUGGGUCAUUUAUCUACUUUUGCUGAAAUUAGACCAAGAUACAAAGGAAGCUUGGGCACUUGAGUUAGGGAAAAAGGCUAAUGCCUCAAUUGAGGAAUUUUUAAUAUUUUUGAACUCGCGUUGUGAUGCUUUGGAGUCUGCUCAAUCGUUUUCUCGUCCAACUGUUCAAUCUCGUGGGAAGAAUCCAAAGGUCAUUCAAUCUCAUUUUGUAGAAUCGAGUCCAAUCUGUCCUAAGUGCAAAGCAGAUCACUUUUUAAAUCAAUGUCCACAGUUUCUUUCGCUUGACAUUACCGCACGCCGUACUUUCGUCAAAGAUAAUUCAGUAUGUUUCAACUGCCUUCGUUCAGGGCAUUCUUCGCAAAAAUGUCAUUCCAAAUUUCGGUGCAGAACUUGUCACUCGCGGCAUCACUCGCUCGUUCACAUUCAAUCUCCGUCAAAAGUUUCUGCAGUUCCUGUUUCUUCAUCUUCAUCUACAUCUUCGUCUUCAUCUUCUUCUGGUAUUUCCGCGACCAAUUCAUCGACAUCAAAUGCUCUAGAAACAACAGCUUCACCAAUCUCGAUUUGCUCAUCAUUAGCUCAGGCAAAUAAUUUGUUUUCUUCGAUUCGUUCGCAUCAAACUCUGUUGCCCACUGCUAUCGCUCACGUUCAUGAUAAGCAAGGAACAAUACAAAAUAUUCGGUUGUUGCUAGACUCGGGAUCUCAGGUCUCCUUCGUUACUGAACAAACAGUUCAGAGAUUAGGAUUGGUUCGCAAGAACGCACAAAUACCCAUCGCAGGUGUUGGAGCAACACCAGCAGGUGUUACGAAUGGAAUCGUGACCCUCAAACUUCAUUCUCGCUUCACUCAAGAAUUUAUUGAAAUUCAGUGCUUCGUCGUUUCAAAACUAACAUCCAUGUUACCAACUUCAUUUACUACGGUUUCAAAUGUACAGUCGUUCAGUUCAUUCACCUUAGCUGACCCGAAAUUUAAUAUUCCUGGUCAUAUCGACGCACUCAUCGGUGCUGAUAAAUUAUUCAGCAUAAUAAAUGGCUCUGCAGAGCGCGGUAAGCAAGGAAUGCCUGAGCUUGUGCCAACAAUUUUCGGUUGGGUUGUCUGUGGUAACAUUGAAACCGUCACCCCUUCGACAACAAAAGGUGUCAAUUCAUUCUGCAUUUCAUUGGACACUUCAACUACAUUUGACCUCGAGCGUUUUUGGCGUCUUGAAGAAGUCGACCUCGAACCUACCCUGUCCAUUGAAGAUCAACGUGCAGAAGACAUAUUCGUUAAAAAGCAUACUCGUUUACCUGACGGCAGGUACAUGGUGCAAUUACCAUUCAAAUCCGAUAAAGCUACAGAUUUCGGCAAUAGCCUUCACGUAGCGUUAAAUCGUUUUUAUUCUACUGAACGUCGCAUCGCAUGCAGUCAGUACUUAACGGAUAAAUACACAAGCUUUAUGGAUGAGUAUUUGAAUCUAGGUCAUAUGGAAGAAGUUCCUGCUAGUGAGAUAAAUAUGUCUUCUAGCAAAUGUUUUUACUUACCGCACCAUGCUGUUAUCAAGGAUGAUAGCAGCACAACGAAAGUCAGGGUAGUGUUCGAUGGUUCGGCUAGAUCUUCGCAUAAUCAUCCGUCUCUCAACGAAUCGUUGCUUAUAGGUAAAUCCUAUCAACGUGAUCUCUUUUCAAUCUGCAUUCGUUUCCGUCGUCAUCUGUAUACGAUAUCUGGCGAUGUCGAAAAAAUGUUUCGCCAAAUCAGAAUCUCUAAAGAGCAUGCAGACUUCCAACGAAUUCUUUGGAGAAAAUCUAGUAAUCUUCCGUUAAAACAUUAUCGUAUGUUGACAGUAACUUAUGGCACAGCUUGUGCUCCAUUUUUGGCUGUACGCACUUUGUAUCAACUCGCAAUCGAUUCAGCAGAAACACACCCGCGAGCUUCGGAAGUAUUGCUAAAUGACUUUUACGUUGAUGACGUAAUGACUGGGGCUGAUUCUAUAGAAGAAGUUACGUCUCUCCGCCAAGAACUUGUUAGUCUUCUCAAAUCUGCUGGCUUAAAUCUUCGGAAGUGGACAACAAACUGUUGGCCUCUUCUUCUCAGUUUGCCAGAAGAACAACGCGAGAUGUCACCAAAGGAGUUUGAAGAAUACAGCUCAGUCAAACUUCUCGGCUUGCAGUGGUCUCCUGCAAAUGAUUCGUUUUCCUACAAAGUCAAUUUAAAUGAUAAAGCGUCAUCAACAAAGCGUCAAAUACUUUCAGAAUCUUCAAGAAUUUUCGAUCCUAUCGGUUUUCUCACUCCUGUCGUUAUUGGUAUCAAAAUAUUGUUUCAAGAACUCUGGCGGAAAAAGUAUAAAUGGGAUGACGUCAUAUCUUCAGAGCAUGCCAAAAGAUGGCACUGCAUUCGCGACGAUCUUCCAAACCUCGAAAAAAUAAAAAUUCCACGAAUCAUGUGGACAUCGAAAGAAAACGUCGAAUAUCACGCAUUUUGCGAUGCAUCUCUAGAUGCUUACGCAGCUGUUAUAUAUUGUAGAAGCGUAGAUUCGUCUGGAAAUAUUAAUAGCAACAUAGUCGCAGCAAAAAGCAAAGUAGCUCCCAUCAAAGUUGUCUCUCUUCCGCGUCUUGAACUCUGUGGAGCAGUUCUACUAACUCGGUUAGUAACAAAACUUAAAACUUCUUUACAAGAUAAAGAAAUAAAAGUUGUAGCUUGGACUGACUCCGCAAUCGUCCUCCAUUGGCUAUCGGCAUUACCAAAGAGGUGGUCAGUUUUCAUCGGGAAUCGUACUUCAGAAAUUCUCUCUGCGAUACCUAGAGAAUCAUGGAACCACGUACGAUCUGAACAAAACCCAGCUGACUGUGCCUCUCGCGGUAUUCCACCUUCUGAUUUACUCCAAAAUGAGUUAUGGUGGACCGGACCAUCGUGGAUUACAAAAGAACGGGACCAGUGGCCAAAAUCGGAAUAUUCAGUGGAUAAUAUCAAAUCUGACGACUUUGAAAGACGAAAAAAGCAGCCGACUUAUGCUUUUGUGUCAAAACUAGACCCUACAAAUAUUUUUUGCAAAGUCAUCGAUGAUUCGUCUCGUUUUUUAAAAUCUACUCGUGUGCUCGGUUUCAUAUUUCGGUUUAUAGCAAAUAUUCGUGAACUUGUUUCUAUAAGAAAAAUGCUAACAAGUGGUGAAAUCUGUGAUCCCGUAAAAAUCGCUGAACUAAAGAAAUUUUUGCUGAAUUCUCGUGAUAAAUCUGCCCCUAAAACGCAAUCUCUGGCUUUGUCUUCUCUCGAAAUUUCCAUUGCAAAGACCAAACUAAUAAAAUUUCACCAACAUCUAAGUUUUCCGCUAGAAAUAAACAGUAUAAAAAGUGGUGUGAAUCUCUCAAAAGGUAAUAAGCUAGCAUCUUUAGCACCGUUUGUGGAUGACCAAGGACUUUUGCGCGUCGGGGGUCGUAUCCAAGAAUCAAAUGUAGCUUAUUCCGCAAAACACCCCAUCAUUCUCGACAAAAACACCCGAAUUGCAAAACUUAUCGUCGAUCAUUUCCAUAGUUCAAAUUGCCAUGCAGGUGUUUCUCUUUUAUUCGCCAUUCUAAGACAAGAAUAUUACAUUAUCGGUUGUAGGAAUCUGCUACGUAAAAUAGUCCAUAAAUGUGUUCCGUGCUUCCGCCAACAAAAGGCAACUUCGACCCAGCAAAUGGGCAAUCUGCCGGCAGAUCGUGUCCUCUUUUCGCGACCGUUCAGCAAGGUUGGUGUAGACUACGCAGGUCCUAUAACAUUACGACUAGCUCGAGGACGAAACCCAAAAUUUACAAAGGCUUAUAUCGCUCUAUUCAUUUGUUUUUCAACAAAGGCUAUCCAUAUAGAGUUGGUUAGUGACCUCUCUUCAAACGCCUUUCUCGCAGCCCUUGAUCGUUUUGCGUCGCGUCGUGGUAAACCGUCGGAAAUCUGGAGCGAUAAUGGAACAAACUUCCAUGGAGCUAAUCGGUGUCUCGACGAAAUGUUCCAACUACUCCAAAGUCAGCAGCACAACGACAUGGUUACUGAUCAUCUAUCCAAAGACAAAAUUUCGUGGAAUUUUAUUCCCCCUUCCUCUCCUCACUUUGGUGGAUUGUGGGAGGCGGGGGUCAAAUCCGUCAAAUUCCACUUGAAUCGAGUAGUUAAGGAUCAUCGGCUGACUUAUGAGGAGAUGUAUACUCUCCUGACACAAAUCGAAGCACUGCUGAACUCUCGACCUAUGUGGCCGACAUCGGAUAUGGAUCCGAUAGCUCUCAGUCCAGCUCAUUUUCUGAUUGUCACUCAAACAAGGUUUUUGGAAGCGGUGGCACUCCGAAUAUUUGACAUCGUUGCAACAACGUCCAAAAUGGCAAGGUGUCAAACCCGAUCUCAAACCUGGUGAUGUAGUCAUGCUAAAGGACUCAAAUCUUCCACCAGCCAAAUGGAUACUUGGACGGGUGAAGGAAGUCCAUCCAGGAAAAGAUAAACUGGUACGCGUUGCCACUAUUACCAC
Messenger RNA from Eupeodes corollae, 5241 nucleotides. RefSeq lists its product as uncharacterized. Lineage: Eukaryota; Metazoa; Arthropoda; Insecta; Diptera; Syrphidae. Gene Ontology annotation, biological process: DNA integration. The transcript is spliced from 2 exons. Gene Ontology annotation, molecular function: zinc ion binding; nucleic acid binding. Bases 1 to 5130 code for a protein of 1709 amino acids. The record is from RefSeq and is a predicted model, not a curated record.